This is a messenger RNA of Ctenocephalides felis (cat flea), 1330 nucleotides long. RefSeq lists its product as uncharacterized. Bases 159 to 902 code for a protein of 247 amino acids. The transcript is spliced from 3 exons. The record is from RefSeq and is a predicted model, not a curated record. NCBI's taxonomy places the organism in Eukaryota, Metazoa, Arthropoda, Insecta, Siphonaptera, Pulicidae.
UAAAAUUUGUUUUAUAUUUGAUUGGCGUUCUUUCGAAUUUUCUUUGCCGAAAAGAUUAGUUUAUAAAUUAAACCUAUUUGUAAUUGCUUAAUGCUUCAUUGAUUGUUCUGUUCAUCUUAAGGUUAUUUUAAACAUCUAACUGGUUUUUGAUAAUAAAAAUGCCUAGAUUGUCUAGAUUAACUUGUGCUGUGGAGGAUUGCGAGUUUAGUACAUAUGAUAGAACAAUAAAUGAAUUACGCAGAGUUCAGUUUUUUGCAUUACCAUCUGGAUUCUCUAACAGAGAUCGUAGGUCGAAGUGGAUUAAAUGGCUCAGUGAUAUCAACGGUGAAAAUUGGGAGGUAUGUAAGUAUUCACAUGUGUGCUCUCUACACUUUAUUGGUGGGAAACCUUCAAACAUGCUUUUACAUCCUGCAUAUGCUCCAUCAAUAAAGACUCGAGAUGAUUAUACACCAUUAGAAGAGAAGAUUGCCUUAGCAGAGUUUGAAAUAUAUAAAAAGCAAAAAAUAGCAAAUAUGAAGAAGCGAUACAAUAUGCUAAGCCUUAAUCCAAAUAAAGUUACUGGAAUUAAUCAUUGUGCAUCUCAAAACAGUUGUGCAGUAAUCCAAAAAGAUGUUGGUGUUCAAGUUUGGCAUGAAGAUAUAUCAAAACAAGACAAAUCCUUUUUAUUUGUAUGUAAUAGUUUUAUCGAUAAUAAUAAAAACCAUGCAGAGAUUCAAGUUUAUAUUCCAGAAGGGACCGGAAGUAUGCGAUUAGUAAGAUAUAAAAAAGCCAAAAAUAAGUGUUGUGGAACUGAAGUCAAAUUUGCAAAUAAAUCUGUUGAGUGCACUGCUUCGACAUUGCUAUCAGUUAGCAGAUGGUUAUAUGAAAUUGAUAAGCUAGAACAAGAAUCUAAUGAUAGAUAGUUAUUUUACUUGUGAAUGAUCCUAGUUAACACUUUGAAUUUAAGCUAAUGGUUAAUGUCUGAGUAUUUAUAAAUCGAGGCAUGUAGGGUGAUAAAAAUGAAAAAUUAUCUAAUAGGAAGAAAAUAACUAGUGGUACGUGGCAACAUGCCAAAAAAUUAAAGCGCUUUUUGACCCAAGCUGCAAGCUCUAUAAAAUUUUAAACUAAAUAUUUUAAUAUUUAUUUUAAGAAUAUGUAUUAUAAGAAUAAAAAAAAUAAAUGAAGCCCUCUUCAACAUGGGCACUAAGGAAAGCGGUACAUUUAUCACCAUGCAGCAAGCAUAAGAAAUACAUAUAUUUAUUUUAUGGUACACUAUAUGUACCAAAUGUACAUAAGUAUUCACUAUAUGUAGUAUAUGUACAUUGCACGUACCAGGAAGCCUGUGAGAGUU